Molecule: messenger RNA, 3023 nt
Organism: Neltuma alba
Lineage: Eukaryota; Viridiplantae; Streptophyta; Magnoliopsida; Fabales; Fabaceae
Product: glutamate receptor 2.7-like
Exons: 6
Coding region: 1-2916 (971 amino acids)
Cellular component (GO): membrane
Molecular function (GO): ligand-gated monoatomic ion channel activity
Source: RefSeq, a predicted model, not a curated record
AUGACUGGUAUUCCUGACGAGCAGCGAAGCCAGCUAGUGCGGAAGAUGAAGAAGAAGAGGGAUGCCCUGGUGUUCUAUUGCUCUGUGAUUCUGUGUUUGAAGCUGAGCGUCUCACAGAACAACACAACAGUGCCGGUGAAGGUGGGAGUUUUGCUUGAUCUUUCCCACACAACGGCUAAGAUCGGAUUGAGCUCUAUCAACAUGUCCCUCUCUGACUUUUAUGCCUCUCAUUCUCAUUACAGCACCAGGCUCCUCCUUCACGUCAGAGACUCCCACACAGAUGUUAUCACUGCAUCAUCUCAAGCUAUAGAUCUCACAAAAGGCGAGGAAGUGCAAGCCAUAAUCGGACCCCUUACGUCAAUGGAAGCUAACUUUGUGAUCAGUCUUGGAGACAAAGCUCAUGUGCCCAUCUUAACAUUUUCGGCAACGACUCCUUCUCUUGCUUCCCUUCGGAGUCCAUAUUUCUUUCGACUCGCACAAAACGAUUCAUCUCAAGUGAACGCCAUCGCUGCCAUCGUACAAGCUUUUGGGUGGAGAAAAGCAGUGCCCAUUUACGUAGACAACGAGUACGGGAAGGGGGUAAUACCCUUUUUGACUAAUGCUCUGCAACAAGCGUAUGUUCAAAUCCCAUAUCUCAGCGCCAUCUCUCCUUCAGCCACAGAUGAAGACAUCAGAGGAGAGCUUUACAAGUUGAUGACCAUGCAAACCAGAGUGUUCGUUGUUCACAUGUCCGCAAAUCCUGGCAUUCGUCUCUUCAGCAUAGCUUAUGAGAUUGGCAUGAUGAACGAAGGCUAUGUUUGGAUCGUCACCGAUGGUUUGGGUAACGAGAUAAAUUCCUUGGACUCCUCAGUGAUAGAUUCAAUGCAAGGAGUACUGGGUGUGAGGACUUAUGUUCCCAAAACAAAACGGCAUGACGAUUUUAAAGUUCGAUGGAGAAGAAAGUUCGUGCGAGACAAUCCUACCCUUGUUGAUACGGAUUUGAAUAUUUUUGGAAAAUGGGCUUAUGAUGCUGCCACUGCAUUAGCUAUGGCUGUUGAGAAGGCUGGCACCAACAAUCUCGGCUUUGAUAUGAGCAAUGCUUCGGGUAAAUUUUCUGAUCUUGAAAAGUUGGGAGCUUCACAGAAUGGGGAAAGGCUGCGUGGGGCAUUAUUAGAUACUAGAUUUAGGGGCAUCAGUGGAGAGUUCAGUGUUAUUGACGGGCAACUGCAAGCAUCCACAUUUGAGAUAAUCAACGUUAAUGGGAAUGGAGAAAGACGGGUAGGAUUUUGGACACCAGAAAAAGGAAUAACAAGGAACCUGAAUUUCACAAGCGCAAGCACAUAUUCUACUUCCAGGAAUAAUUUAAAGCCUAUCAUAUGGCCAGGAGAUACAUACUCUCUUCCAAAGGGUUGGGAUAAUCCUACAAAUGAGAAAAAGAUGAGGAUAGGAGUUCCAGUGAAAAAGGGUUUUACUGAAUUUGUGAAGCUAUCACAUAAUCGUAUCACCAAUACAACAGAUGUCGAUGGAUUCAGCAUCGAAGUAUUUAAGGAAGUGCUGAAAGUUUUGCCCUACGCAGUCCCUUACGAAUUCAUCCCAUUUGCAAAACCCGAUGGAGGACCUGCAGGAACAUACGAUGAGCUGAUCAACCGAGUUUCUAAUGGGAAUCUUGAUGCAGUUGUUGGGGAUACGGCGAUUACUGCCGACAGGUCAAAUGAUGUGGACUUCACUAUGCCAUACACAGAAUCUGGAGGAACAAUGAUUGUUCUGUUAGUAGAAAAUAAGCACAAGAGUCCGUGGGCAUUCUUGAAGCCAUUGACGUGGGAUCUGUGGGUCACCACAACUAUUUCGUUCAUAUUUGUUGCCUUCGUCGUAUGGGUGCUUGAGCAUCGAAUAAACGAUACGUUCCGAGGACCGCCCUCACAUCAGAUUGGCACCAGCUUAUGGUUUUCAUUCUCAAUCUUGGUGUUUGCCCAUCGGGAGAAAAUAGUGAGCAACUGUUCUAGAUUUGUGGUGACGAUGUGGGUCUUCGUGGUUCUAAUUUUGAUCCAAAGCUACACGGCGAGCUUGACUUCCCUCUUAACGGUUAAACAGCUGCGUCCAAGCGUUACAGAUGUGAAUCAGUUGAUCAAAAAUAAGCUGAAUGUGGGCUACUACACUGGUUCUUUUGUGCGUGGGAUGUUAAAAGAUAUGGGAUUUCAAGAAUCCCAGCUCAUUCCUUAUCAUUCCGCAGAACACUGUGACGAACUGUUUACAUUGGGAACUGCCAAGGGUGGCAUUGACGCUGCUUUUGACGAAAUGCCCAAUGUGAAGCUGUUUCUUGCAACUUACUGCUCCAAGUAUACUUCCACAGUUCCGCCUUCUUUUAGAACUGACGGCUUUGGUUAUGUGUUUCCUAAAGGGUCUCCUCUCGUAGCAGACAUUUCAAGGGGAAUCAUAAAUGUGACUCAGGGAGAUAAAAUGAAAACAAUAGAGAACGCAUGGUUCAAGAGAAGUCAUUGUCCAGAGAAGGAUGCUUCGGUUUCUUCCGCUCAUCUAAGCGUCGAUAGUUUCUGGGGCCUCUUCUUCAUUGCUGGGGUUGCUGCAAUUUCAGCUCUCCUCAUAUUUGCCGUCACAUUCCUAUACCAGCAUAAGCAUAUCUUGCACCCCAAUCCAUCUGACUCCUCAUCAUCAAUAUGGAAACGAAUCAGUGCGUUGCUUAAAGUGUUUGACGACAAAGACUUGAGCUCCCACACGUUCAGAAAAAGUGAACAUCAAAGUUCACCAAAUACUCACUGCCCACCAAGUCCGUCGAGUCAAACAGAAUCAAACUUCUCGUUUUCGGUAGAACAUGGAAACGUUAAUCCAUAUGGAGAUGAACCGCAGGAUGACAUGGAGAUAAGCAUGGUGCAUAAUUCCCCACCUUCACCCUCACCUGAAAGUAGUCCUUCAAAUAACUGAUGCAGAUUAGCCCCAUCUCAAUCUGACACUCAUAUACGUAUAUGUAGUAUUAUAUUGCUCUUGCUCAUGUAUCCAUAGAUAUAUCUAAUAAUUUCUGUAAGUAGAAA